AUGGCUCGCCAUAGUAUAACACUAUCCAUCCUCAGUUUCGCAGCGCUGGCAACAGCUCGCAACUGCCACGACUUGUCUGUCAGCCUUGAUGUCUCGGCUACGAACAAAGCCUUUGACCUGGCUGUGCCAACGACAGACAUCGAAAUCACCGACAUCGUUUUGCAAGUAACCAGGCAAGGCGGCAACUUCAUCAGCGACAUUACUACAGGAGAGACGCACAUUAGUGGUAACUACGAGCUCGCAGCAACAUACUGUGAGCCCGACCACGGACCAUCCAAGGUUCUCCAAAUCCUGACACAUGGCAUCGGGUUUGAUAGACACUACUGGGAUUUCCCCGCAAAUAAUUACAACUAUAGUUAUACCAAGACGGCUGUUGACGAGUACGGCUACUCUACCUUCACCUAUGACCGCCUUGGCGUAGGCGAGUCGUCCCAUGGCGAACCAAUUUCGGAGAUUCAACAAGCCCUUGAGCUCGCCGCCCUCAAAGUCCUCACGCAGAAACUUCGCGCCAGCGAGCUCGGCGGCCUCGAGGACAAGCACUUCGAAAAGAUCGUCCACGUCGGCCAUAGCUUUGGGUCGGUGCAGACAUAUGGGCUGACAAUCGACGACAAGGACGCGUGUCUAUCCGACGGCAUCGUUCUGACCGGCUUCUCUCAGAAUGGCACCUUCCUGCCGUACUUCUUGCUUGGCGGAAACUUCGUCCAAGCAAACUCUCUGCCUCCGCUUGCCGAUUAUGCUGAUGGAUACGUGGCGCCCGUGUCGACGACUGGUGUUCACAUCAACUUCUUCGCCCCUGGCGCGUUUGACCCUGAGAUUUUACAGGCAGCAUACAGCACGGGACAGCCGGCGUCCAUCGGCGAGCUUUUCACCGUUGGCGGCAGUACGGGUAUUCCUAGUUCGUACAGCGGCCCCGCGCUGGUGAUCACUGGUGACCGUGAUGUUCCUUUUUGCGGCGGUGACUGCUCGGCUACUGGCAGCCCCCAGCUUAAGUCCAUUCUCGAUACGUCGUCGCAGUUCCUGCAGCAGGCCCAGCCUUUCGAGGCGUACGUCGUGAAGGGCGCUGGGCAUGGUCUCGCCUUGGAAUACUCCCAUGUCGAAACAACAGGGAAGAUUCUUGACUUUUUCGUUCAGAACGGCUUGGCUGCGCAGUAG
Messenger RNA from Verticillium dahliae VdLs.17, 1152 nucleotides. RefSeq lists its product as uncharacterized. NCBI's taxonomy places the organism in Eukaryota, Fungi, Ascomycota, Sordariomycetes, Glomerellales, Plectosphaerellaceae. Bases 1 to 1152 code for a protein of 383 amino acids. The record is from RefSeq and is a predicted model, not a curated record. The transcript has 5 exons.